Molecule: messenger RNA, 2212 nt
Organism: Mytilus trossulus (common blue mussel)
Lineage: Eukaryota; Metazoa; Mollusca; Bivalvia; Mytilida; Mytilidae
Exons: 2
Coding region: 78-2075 (665 amino acids)
Source: RefSeq, a predicted model, not a curated record
UGUGUAGUUACCUUGAAGUCAAUUAUUAAAGGGAGCACGCACACGUUAACAUGGUUAAACAAUAAAUUGUUGUCGAAAUGGACAGAACAAAAUUAGUUGUGGCAUUCAAUAUAGGAGAAAUUUACACAGGAUACACCUUUUCAACGACCGCACAGUUUAAUGAUGAUCCUAUGAAAAUAAAUAGUAUCUCAUGGCAUUCGCAAUAUAACCGAAUGUCUGAACAAACUCCCUCCUCUAUAAUUCUAAAUGCCGAAAAAGGAUUUCAGAGCUUUGGUUUUGAAGCAGAAGAUCAGUACCUGCUUUCCUGUGAAAAUAACAAAGAUACCAACUUCUAUUUCUUUCAACAUUUUUUAUGUCAAACAAAUUGGUUUACAGAAAAAAACGGUGAAAUUUACGUCAACCCUUUGAACCGUGUCGGACCUGUUCUAUUACAAACAUUAAUACGUCAUUCAGUUUCGUAUUUAAAAACACAUUUUUUAAAUGAGAUACAAAAAUCUCAAAUUGCUGAUGAUAACAUUUUGUGGGUUGUAGUUUAUCCAGAGUUAGAUAAGUUCGACGUAAGAUUAAUAUUUCUUGAGGCGUUUCUAAACACUGGUAUAGAUAGAGACAACAUCUUACUUGUUGGUGAGAGUCUUGCGAUCCAAGCAUUUGCUCGUUACAUUGAACCAUCUGGAAAUUAUGAAACAUCUGGUAUUCAAAAUAAAAGUACAAUUAUAUUGAAUUGUGCCAAGACACAAAUUUGUCCGAAUAUUUCUUUUCAGAAGCAUCUCCAGGUUGCUACAAAUGUAAUUGGUAUGUCCUCGGUUGUCGACGAUAUUGAUUCAAUCAUGAAAAAGCGAAUUGGAUGUUCUAUCUUCACUGGUCUGACUGAUAUUAAUUCUAGAUGUGACGUGUUGUGUUGGUUAGAGAUUGCAUUAGAGGGUUCUGUUUUCAGACAAGCACACGGUAGUCAUGUUGGUAUUAAAAUCCCGUCACAUUUGAUAGAAUAUAUGCGCAAACAUGUUACAAGGUUCUCCAAUGACGGUUUCAAAUUACAGUUUGGUGUGCUCAGAAUCGAAAUCGCUGUAAUCCACGAAGUUUUUCAAAACGCAUUGUCACCAUUGAUGGAUCAUUUAAAAAGGGAAAUCAAUAUUUUUAAUACAGGAACCAUCCAAAAUGUUAUUCUUGUUGGUGAUUUUUCAAAAUUUAUUAUGACCAAAACAGUGUUCCGCGAGAGCUAUCCACAAUUUGAAAUCAUUGUUCCAUCAAAUUCAUACAUGGCAGCCACAAUAGGAGCGACAUUAGCUGGACAUGAAAUACUAUCCGGAAAAAAGCAUAGUCGUAUUCUAUAUAUUCCGAAAAUGUCAAUUGUCGGGAUGUUACAUAUUAAACAAGCCGCACUUAAAUCAUCAUCAAAUUUCAGAACAUCUAUCAAUGAUAAACCUGCUGUCAAACUAAGCAUAGAUACCGGUACAACAACAAACGUAUCAUACUUACCAGAUCUUAUUCGUCCUUCUAAAAUAGCAACAAAACUUCAAGAUCUCUACGAAAGUGACUAUGCUGACAUUUUAGAAGCCAUUGUUGGAAAAGGUCGUGACAAUUCUAAAUCUGAAGAAUUUUUACUACAGAUCCUACAUGUGGCUUAUGAUGAAUGCAGAAAGCAAGCCCAUGCUCAAAUUAACACCAUCACACAAGCAUUACAUCCCACCUGCGGGAUAGAUGGUAUUGAAACGUCAUUGCCGUCGGAUGUUGUCAAACCAUUAAUAGAGUAUAGAAGAAAGAAUGCUUUGCAAUACCUGCCAAGAUUAAUCAAAUCAUUCGUAGAAACAUUGCCAAAUAUGGUGGACAUUUCUAAUGCGCAAUUGUUAGACUGCACUUCGUUCAUCGAGAAAAGUAUAGAGUGCUGCUGGCUCAUGUGUGUUACGGAGCCACCGAUGUUUUUGAAAUUCGAAUGGAACAAGAGUGAACAAAUAGAUUUGGAUCAGCUAGAUAUUGAAGGUGGCGACGGAAGAAAUGUUGAUAGCAUGCGAUGGCCACCGCUGUAUCUUCAUGAAAAUGGUCCUUUGAUGAACAAGGGCGUUGUGAAUGCAAAAUGACAACAAAAAAACGAUUUGACUUCGCUUACAAAACUUUUUAAAUAAAUGACAAAAGAUAUCAGUGAACGAUUUGUAGACUGGUUCUAGACAGGAUAAUAUUGGAUAGUGUAACCAUGCAAAGCAAGUUAAGUUGAAAG